CGCCCCCCGGGGGUUGGGGGGGGGGGGGGGGUGCUGCCGGCGGCUCCGCCUCCCCCCCGCCGCCCCCCAUGAGGAUGGAGGCGCGGCCCGACCCCGGCUCCGGCUUCAAGGCCUUUCCCCGGCGCGCCCCGCUCCCCCAGCCCCCCGGCAAGUUUUUACCCAACAAGAUCAGCGGUUUCGCUUGCCCCGCUGGAAAUGCGUCCUGCACUCUCAAUUACAGCCCAGAAGUCCCCUGCCCCGAGAGCUACCGGGCAGCGGGGGAGCCUCGAGCCUUCGGUUCCAGCGCCAACGGGCAGUGGAGGGGCUUGGUUCCCCCGCUGGGCUCCGCGCCGCAGAAGCCGAGGAUGAGCCGAGGCUCUUACCUUGAAGCUCGCAAAAACCCCAGCGGGACGUCCAACAGCUUCGUGGGAAAAUCCAACCACCAUUGCCAUGCGUCGGCUUUUCCGAUCAAACCCGCUCAGAGCCCUUCCUGGAGCGGCCCGUGUCGCCGCAGCCUGCUCAGCCCCAAGAAGACUCCCCGGCGGUUCGUCAGCACGGCGGAAGAGACUGUUCGAGAGGAAGAGCGGGAGAUCUACAGGCAGUUGCUUCAGAUGGUCACAGGAAAGCAGUUUUCCACGUCCAAGCCCUCCUCGCUCUUCCCCUUCCACCUAUCCAGGUGUUCGAAUUCGGGCAAAACCGUGGCGAAGGAAGCUCCCAGCAAGAACUCGAAGCUGUUUGAAGCUCACGGCGCUGCGCCCGCCGCGGCCGGCGUUCUGGGAGCGCCGGAGCAGCCGCCGCACAAACCGUCGCUCUACUCCGCCCCCAGCUAUCCCCCCAAUAUCUUUGAGUCCGGUAACUCCACAGCCCAGCGUUGCCAAGAAAAUCUACCAGCAUCUAACGUGCAGUCUGAAGGGUCAGACUCUGUCAUUUUGCUCAAGGUAAAGGAUUCCAGAACCCCAGCACCAAGCCUCCCGUUCUUCCAGGCAGAACUGUGGAUCAAAGAGCUGACCAGCGUCUACGAUUCGCGAGCUCGGGAGAGGUGGCGGCAAAUUGAAGAGCAGAAAGCGCUGGCCUUACAGCUGCAAAGCCAGCGGUUGCAGGAGCAGGAACAUUCGGUGCAGGAUCUGGUGGAUUUAAAUCUUCGAGUACCCCUUGAGAAGGAAAUCCCUGUCACGGUGGUCCCGGAAGAGAAGGAGGAUGCCAAGUCAGCCGACGGCGAAGAGGAGUUCCCUGAAAUCACUGAGGAAAUGGAAAAGGAAAUAAAGAACGUGUUCCGAGGCGGGAACCAGGAUGAGGUCCUCAGCGAAGCUUUUCGGUUAACAAUCACUCGGAAGGACAUUCAGACCCUCAACAAUCUGAACUGGCUCAAUGAUGAGAUAAUUAAUUUCUACAUGAAUUUGCUGAUGGAGCGGAGCAAAGAGAAGGGUUUGCCGGCGGUUCACGCGUUCAAUACUUUCUUCUUUACCAAAUUAAAAACGGCGGGGUACCAAGCGGUGAAACGGUGGACUAAAAAAGUGGAUAUCUUCUCGGUGGAUCUCCUCCUGGUGCCUAUUCACCUGGGAGUGCAUUGGUGCCUAGCAGUUGUAGACUUCAGGAAAAAAACCAUCACCUAUUAUGACUCCAUGGGUGGAAUAAACAGCGAAGCCUGCAGGAUACUGUUGCAAUACCUAAAACAGGAAAGUCUUGACAAGAAAAGGAAAGAGUUCGACACUAAUGGCUGGUCCUUGCUGAGUAAGAAGAGUCAGGAGAUCCCGCAGCAGAUGAACGGCAGCGACUGCGGGAUGUUCGCCUGCAAAUACGCCGACUGCAUUACCAAAGACAAGCCCAUCAACUUCACGCAGCAACACAUGCCCUAUUUCCGAAAGCGAAUGGCCUGGGAAAUCCUCCACCGCAAGCUGUUAUGAUGACGUCGCGCCCGAGCGCCGCCGCCUCGCGAGAUGGUUUGGGAAGCGCCCGGGUUUGGCCCAGCACCCGCCGGGCACGGGCCUGCCCAGGCCUUCCCUCAGACACCCGGGCACCCAACUCUGCACCCUGUUUUUGAUAAAACACCGCUCACGGACCAAGGCGCAAUAGAAACGUUCAGAAGCACACUUUGCCAUUUUUUGCAUAAAUUUUUAUUUUUUUUUUUUUUUUUUUCCGCAUUUUGUUUGCAUUUCAGAACCUAUUUUUACAAGCAGUUUCAGGUGCUGAGACUUGAAGGGGCAGCUCCGGACGUUCAGGGAGCUCUUCCUCUUCUGCUUUUUUGCAGCUCUUGCUGCCAGCUCGGAGCUGAUGGCGUGGCUCCACGGGGCAGGGGGGAGACCCCCGGGGUGGGGAGAGCCGGAGGUCGGGUGGGCAGAAGCCUGUUUGGGGGGGGACGGGGACACGUGGGGAGGGUUUUGCGUGUAGCAGAACGUUUUCGGCGCGUCCCCCACUGCCGCGUGAUCUCGGCUCUGCCCUCAGAGCCAGCGUUCCCGUGCCCAGCACAACCCCUGCCCCUCGGCACCCGCGGGCGGACAACCUGGCGCCCGCAGCGAGCCGGGCCGGGGGCAGGUCGGGCACCCCCCCCAGGGUGGCGGGCAGGAGCCGCCGUCUCUAAAAGUAACUAUUUUGUUAAAUGCUGCUUUGGCAGAGGCGUUUUUCUUCGCGAGGAUUUGGUUCCCCCCCCCCCCCUGUUCUUUAGCAUCGGCUCUUUGCGGAAACUCGGUACGGAACCGCCGAGCCGAUGCGCCCUUGAGUUGGUUUUGUACAUAUUUCCAAACGUUUCUCCCGAGUGACAAAGAACAAAGUCUGCGUGUGCGUUUGGGUUUGUUGGGUUUUGGUUUUGGUUUUUUUUUUUUUUUGUCUUUUUCUCCUUUUUUUUUUUUUUUUUUUUUUUUUUUGCCCGCCCUGGCUUUGCCUCCUCGCGGCUUCUGGCCACCUCUGUCCUUGGACGCGUCGCUCCUCCCUCACCGGGGUAUUUUGCACGUGCUUUGCCCCCGGGGAUAAGGGCUGACGCGAGGGCCAGGGCUGCGGGGAAGGCCGAGGCACCGUGGCCGCGGCGAGAAGUGCUUCCACGGGCACCUCCGGGCCCUCUUCCCCCACGCGGGGGGAGAGGGAAACGGCAGAAACCCACCCAAAAGUGGGAGUUCGGGGGACGUCCCGAGGCUUCUGCACGUUUUUCUCGGGGGGUCGGGUGGGGCUGUGCUGGUGCUUUCGCCUGGGUUCAUUUCUUCUCGAGCGCCAGGUGGGAGGAAGCGGCGAGUGUCUGACAAGCUUCCCCAGCCGCGGAACCUGCUGCUUUUCCCUCGUGUACAUAGCCUUUUUAAGUAUGAGUAAAGACUGAGAUAACGUCCACUUUUGUAUUUUUGCCUCCAGAUAGGGAUAUUUUAUACAUUUUUCUCUACCUGUAAGCAGUAGUUUUGUACAAAAUUUCUCCCUUUCGCCCCUUGCUCCCGCCAGGUUCUGUUCUUUGUAGGCUGGUUUGUACCUGUUCCCUCUCCCCUCCGUGUGUUUUAUACCAAGUUCAUUUACUACCUUUUUCUAUCUUUUACUGCAAGUAAAGAUCUGAGGAAAAAAAAAAAAAAAAAAA
Messenger RNA from Tyto alba (common barn owl), 3529 nucleotides. RefSeq names its product SUMO specific peptidase 1 (gene SENP1). Gene Ontology annotation, cellular component: nucleus. The record is from RefSeq and is a predicted model, not a curated record. The coding region runs from base 69 to 1883 and encodes 604 amino acids. The transcript is spliced from 16 exons. NCBI's taxonomy places the organism in Eukaryota, Metazoa, Chordata, Aves, Strigiformes, Tytonidae. Gene Ontology annotation, molecular function: deSUMOylase activity. Gene Ontology annotation, biological process: protein desumoylation.